UUUUACGCAACGGUUCACAUAAUUAUAUAUGGGUACAGGGGUUUCCAGUGAAGCUCUCUUUGAUGCCGUGUGUGCAAAGGAUGUAAGAAAAGCAUCGGUAGCUCUCGAGAAAGGAGUAGAUGUGAACGCAGUAGCAAAAGUGAUGACACGAUAUGGUGGUGUGUAUGGUUUUCCAUCAGCGUUGCAUGUAGCAUGUGCUAAUUCAUCAAUUGACUUGGUGGAUUUGCUGCUGCAACAUCAAGUAAACAUAAGCUACCAUGAGGAAAGGGAUGGAUCAACACCUUUACAUCUUUCCUGCUCAAGCUAUUACUAUUAUGAUAAUCAUCUGCCAAUUGUCAAAUUGUUGAUAUCAUCAGGAGCUGAUGUGUCAGCAGUGAACAAGAGAGGACAGACACCAUUACAAGCUGCAGAACAACAGUUGCAAAAAGACUGGGGUGAUCCGACUAAAGAAAAUCGUUCUCAAAUUAUUUCUUAUUUGAAAGAAUUGAAUGAGAAUAGUUCUGUUGCAGCUGGAAAUUCAGCGUCAAACAUCGCAGAUAGUACAACUGCAGUUGCUGACAACGAUCAUCCAAGUUGCUGACAACGAUCAUACAGAAACCUUGAUACCAAUGAGACUUGGCUGCGAUGUUAAUGUGCCAGUCCUGAAGAGGCAGUCAGCCAAAUGGUGUCAUCCUUGGUCACCACAGUAAGAAACUGGUGCAGCAGGAGCAUUUUAUCCAAGCCAUAUUGUAUUAAAGUGGACAAUGCACAUUGGCAUUGUACUAGUGCCUCAUCAAAUGCCAUCAAAUGCAUCAAUGUAUCAAAUGUAUGCCAGUACUGUACGUACAAACUUUCACAACAUAUCAAAAUUGCACUUCCAAUCUCUUUUGUGCUUUGAGCCAUAAUAAUAAUAAUAUUGUCAGAAACAUCUUCAA
Corticium candelabrum is the source of this 914-nucleotide messenger RNA. RefSeq names its product ankyrin repeat domain-containing protein 54-like. The transcript is spliced from 5 exons. The record is from RefSeq and is a predicted model, not a curated record. The coding region runs from base 29 to 580 and encodes 183 amino acids. Gene Ontology annotation, molecular function: protein binding. NCBI's taxonomy places the organism in Eukaryota, Metazoa, Porifera, Homoscleromorpha, Homosclerophorida, Plakinidae.